CACUGCGGCAGACAUAUCAUACAAUAAAACUGUUCCAUCUGAGCUUGGGAGGAGGCUGAAGCUUCCCCUGCUCAGGCAAAUGUUUGCAAUAAUAGAAUUCAUAAAAAGACAGAUGGGAGUAAAAAAUGUUGCAAUGAAGAAUCUGGAAUGAGAUGAGAUCACAGCAUCGGCCUGUCUUUUGUGGACCUGGACAAUGAUCACAGAGGCAGAUUGGAUUAGGGAAACCUCUUGACUGGAAGUUCAGAGCAGUCGCCAGAUAAAGGACACGCUUCAGGGAGAGACGGCUGAAAUAAAAUGCAUCAGAUUUACAGCUGCAGCGAUGAAAAUUUAGAAGUUUUCACCACUGUGAUUUCAUCCAAAGUGUCCAGUCCAGCCAGAAGAAAAGUCAAAAUCUCACAACAUCUUUUGACCAAAAGCGUGGUAGCAGUAACUGAUUAUCACAUCCAUGGGCCUCUAGAGCUUCUGCCCCACAGGAAUGAUCGACUUCAGGUCUUUUGCAGAGAAAGUGAAGAAAGGAGGUUUGGCCGCCUCCAGAAUGGGCAACAAGGACAGCCCCUGGCCAAAACCAUGACCAGACAUGUGGGAAUUUCUGAACCCAAACCAUUAAUUUUAUGUGGGAAUCGAGCAUAUGGAAAAUCUCUGAUAUCCCAGACCUCACUACCCAUGCCCAGGAUCACCAUGAAACAACCUCCUGUGAAUGAAGUAAUAGCAACAGAAGAAAAUGACCAAACUCUGACAAAGGAACCUAGAAGACUGGCCAGGAAGAUGCCUGAAGAUGAUUCAGCCUUUUCCCAGGGAGCAGGAGCCUCUGUACCACUGACAGGCAGAACUAGCUGUGGCACUCCCAAUAUCCUUCGGAAAAUGUGGAUGAAGCACAAAAAGAAGUCAGAAUACUUGGGAGCCACAAACUGCGCCUUUGAGGCUGACUGAAAGGUGAUCUUUCCUCCUGGAGCUGCUCAGUUCUCCAAAUUUGGGAUUGCUUUGGCAAUGGCAAUGGUCCUUUCCAGCUCCAAAUACUAAGAUCCCCAAUAACACAAUAAUUCAAGGUAUUGAGUCACACCCUCCUCUCCUAGUGGAUAAUUCAAAACAUACCAUUAUUUCUCCCUUUUCACAAAUAUGCCUCCUUUGAGAUAGAGGAACAGAAUUUACCCCAAAGACAAGGUAUUUCUUCUUAGAAGCAGUCAUAAACUUAAAAAUUUUUUUUUGACUUGAUGUGUAUUGCAUCCAUGUUUUCUAGCACAAUUUUCAUGCAAACUCCUUCCUGUUUUCAAAGACAUUCAUAGGAGGUCUCCUCUUUUCUAGUCUAUCAUCUAUACAAUAAGAAAGUUGGGUUAGAUCAAGAGUCCUUAGUCUAAGGUCUUUGACCUUUUUAAAACAAAUACAUAUAUUUUGAUAACCUAUAUUUCAACAUUUUCAGUUUCCUUUGUAAUUCUAUGUAUUUUAUUUUAUGAGCAGCUAGGUGGUACAAUGCCUACUAUGGUCAAAUCAUCUUGACCUGCCUCAGUUUCCUUAUCUGUAAAAUGAGCAGGACAAGGAAAUGGCAAACUAAUCUAGUAUCUUUACCAAGAAAACUCCAAAUGGGGUCAAAAAAUCAAGACAACUAAAAAAUGACUCAACAACAAUAAUAUCCGGAGGUAUCCGUUGAUUUUAUGAGCUACCAAAGGGAACCUUGACACAAAAUAAGUAAUGAUAAAAUAACCCCAGGAUUAGAUGAUUGAGUUCUAAGGUCCUUAACUUCUCUCUGCUCUGCUAAAACUGCUCCUGACUCUGAUGUCAUGAUAAGAGAUGGAUGUUGAGUCACCAGUGAAGCACAAUGGUCCUUUCUAUGCCUCUUACCACAUCCACUUGUUUAUUGAAUUCUUUUUAAUGAGUAUUCAUAACUGGUAUGAUAAAGUACCAAAAGAUAUUCCUUUAUUAAUUCCCAUAUCAGCUUCAGUCGUCAUCAAGAUAUUUCUGUCAGGACUUUGGAAUCAUAGUAUGUGUGAAUACUUUAUUCUUUUAUGUGUAAGACAUUCUGGAAGAAUGACUAAGAAAUAUGUGCUAUUCCAAAGCAUCACAGUCUAGUAGGAAAAAAAAAUCUUAUAUUUAUAUAGAGCUUUUAACUUUCCAAAGUGUUUUCAUAUACAUUAUUUCAUUUCAUCCACUCCUAAUUCUUUAGGCAGGAAGGGUGAGUCUUAAUAUCCCUAUUUUACAGAUGGGAAAACUGAGGCACAAAGUUUAUUUAAAUGACUUACUUGCCCACAAAUCAAAUUCAGUCACCCAUCAAUCAGCAAUUUACUCAUCUAAUGGAACUUGAAACCAGUCCCCAAUAUUCUUUCCUUGAUAUCAUGCUAUCAUGUCUUUGUCUAAGCUCUAUAACCUAAUUGUAUAUAUGACCUUGGUCCUGUCAUUGGCUGUGUGUGUGUGUGUGUGUGUGUGUGUACAUGCACCUCUUUUCCCUUCCUGCAAAAUGGAGAAAAUAACACCUGCUCCCUUAAUAUUUCAUUGUAUGCUGCAAGAGUAAAUAAGGUCAUUUUUGCAAACACUUCUUCAGUGUAAGUUAUUAUAUUGUAAGUUCCCUUUUGGAAACAAGUAAAAACUUGGAGUAAAAUAAAGUGAUUAAAAAGAACCCAAUCAAAGAUUUCUAGCUUAAACAAAUAAACUGAUAUGUCUUUAAUGAUCACGCUAAAAUAUGGUUUCUUAAACUGAGGUCCACGAAUUUGUUUCUCUUUUUUAAAAUAUUUUGAUAACUAUUUUUCAAUUUCCCUGGUUAUUUCAUAAUCCUAUAUAUUUUAUGUCAUGUAUUUAAAACAUUAUAGUGAGGAAUCUAUAAGCUUCACCAGACUACCAAAGGGGUCCAUGGCACAAAAAAGCUUAAGAAGCUCUAAACUAUAUUCUCCAGAUUUUUAGAAGCAUACGUAACCUUUCUUUUUGAUCCCAAUUCCUUUUCUUUCUCCUUUGGGGCAAUACUCCUGAGUUACAAUAUUAACUAGAGAUUAAUGUAAUAUAUAUAAGACCCUAUUCCCAGGAGCCAGGAAAACUUCUUUAAACUAUAUAUCAAACUCCUCUGCCUCCCAAAAAUAUUGAAAUAUUUUUAAAUGCUUUCUGUUAUGUGUUUAUUUAAAACACACAAAUAUAUAUGUUAAAUUAUAUGUAUACAUGUGUGUGUAUUUAUAUGCACAUAUAGUUCUUCAGGUUUAAAACUUAUCUUUGACCAAAGAAAACAAAUCACUUUU
Messenger RNA from Sarcophilus harrisii (Tasmanian devil), 3215 nucleotides. RefSeq names its product vexin (gene VXN). Gene Ontology annotation, biological process: neurogenesis; neuron differentiation. NCBI's taxonomy places the organism in Eukaryota, Metazoa, Chordata, Mammalia, Dasyuromorphia, Dasyuridae. The transcript has 6 exons. The record is from RefSeq and is a predicted model, not a curated record. Bases 295 to 930 code for a protein of 211 amino acids.